Messenger RNA from Zalophus californianus (California sea lion), 4054 nucleotides. RefSeq names its product lysosomal associated membrane protein 2 (gene LAMP2). The transcript is spliced from 9 exons. The record is from RefSeq and is a predicted model, not a curated record. Gene Ontology annotation, cellular component: autophagosome membrane. Bases 176 to 1417 code for a protein of 413 amino acids. Gene Ontology annotation, biological process: protein targeting to lysosome involved in chaperone-mediated autophagy; cellular response to starvation; autophagosome maturation. Lineage: Eukaryota; Metazoa; Chordata; Mammalia; Carnivora; Otariidae.
CUUAUGACCCGCACAGAAGCGCCGAAUCUUGGCGUUUGCGGGGCUGUGGUCGGUGGUCCGCGCUCCUCUUGGCCCGGUUCCUCAAAGCCUUUUCGCUGGUGUUGCUGCUGCCGUUGCCACCGUCGCCGCCACCUCCACCCCGAGCAGCCGCCGCCGCCGCCUGCUUUGCGGAAUCAUGGUGUGCUUCCGCCUCUCCCCGGUUCCGGGCUCGGGGCUCGUUCUGCUCUGCCUUGUCCUGGGAGCGGUCUCAUCUUAUGCCUUGGAACUUAAUGUGACAGACUCAGAAAAAGCCACUUGCCUUUAUGCAAAAUGGCAGAUGAAUUUCACAAUACGCUAUGAGACCACAAGCAAAACUUACAAAACUGUAACCAUUUCAAACUUUAGCACUGCAACAUAUAAUGGAAGCAUUUGUGGGGAUGGCCAGAACAAUCCCAAAAUAGCGGUGCAGUUUGGAUCUGGUUUUUCCUGGACUGUGAAUUUUACGAAGGAGGCGUCGUCUACUUACUCAAUUGAUGGCAUCUCGUUUUCCUACAACAUUAGCGAUAACACGACAUUUCCUGAUGCUAAAGAUAAAGGAAUUUUGACCGUCCAUGACGCUGUGGGAUUCAGAAUUCCUUUGAACAACAUCUUCAGAUGCAAUAGUUUAUCAACUUUAGAGAAGAAUGGUGUCGUCCAGUCCUACUGGGAUGUUCACGUACAGGCUUUUGUCCAGAAUGGCACAGUGAGCACAAAAGAGUUUCUGUGUGAAAAAGAUAAAACUAUAACCACUGUGGUGCCCAUCACCCCCACCACUGCACCACCCCCUACUACAACACCCACUCCAAAGGAAAAACCAGAGGUGGGAUCCUACUCGGUUAAUAAUAGCAAUGGUACUUGCCUUCUGGCUACCAUGGGGCUGCAGCUGAACUUCACUCACGAUAAGGUUGUUUCAGUUAUUAACAUCAACCCCAAUACGACUGACUUCACCGGGAGCUGUCAGCCUCAGACUGCCCUGCUUAGGCUGAACUGCAGCAACAUCAAGUAUCUUGACUUUGUCUUCGCUGUGAAAAAUGAAAACCGAUUCUAUCUGAAGGAAGUGAAUGUCAGCAUGUACUUGGUUAAUGGCUCCGUUUUUAGCAUCGCAAAUAACAAUCUGAGCUACUGGGAUGCCCCCCUGGGAAGUUCUUACAUGUGCAACAAAGAGCAGACUGUUUCAGUGUCUGGAGCAUUUCAGAUAAAUACCUUUGAUCUAAGGGUUCAGCCUUUCAAUGUGAUGGAAGGAAAAUAUUCUACAGCUGAAGAAUGUUCUGCUGACUCUGACCUCAACUUUCUUAUUCCUGUUGCAGUGGGUGUGGCCUUGGGCUUCCUUAUAAUUGUUGUCUUUAUCUCCUAUAUGAUUGGAAGAAGGAAAAGUCGUACUGGUUAUCAGUCUGUGUAACCAAUUAAAUCUAGUGCUUUUUUUUUUGCCAUCAGAAGUUACAUUUCCAUUGGCUAGAUGCCAGGAAAUGCUGUUUAAGAUAUGCAGACUAACCUCAGUGAAUUGCUGGCUAACUUAGGCAUGAAUAGCUCUUAUUUAAAAAAAAAAAAAACAACAAUGUAUUAGGACCAAUUUUUUUUCUGUUUUUUUUCUUCCUUUGUUAAAGUGUAAUUGGAAGAAAAAUUGUGGCUUAGAAUAUGGUUUUUAUUAAAUAAUGAUUUUAAGCCUCUGGAUUCAAUUAUGAAAGCAUUUCUACUAAAGAAUAAUUUUAUAUGUUGCAGCUACUUGUAUUUUGCUACUUUGGUUGACAGUAUUUACAAAAUCAAAGCUGUUAGAGAAUUUAACUUGCUUGGGGAAAUAAAUUCAAGAACAAUGAAUUCCUUUUCAUUGGUGGCAAGCAUAAAAUUUGGUUCAUAAUAAGACUUCCUUUCCUCACCUCCUGAUCAGGAUUAUCUAAAUCUGUUUAGUAUUUUUCUGUUAAAAAAAAAAAAGAGAGAAAGAAAUGGCUUCACAAUAUGUGCUUAAUAGCAAAAGUCUGCCUGUUUUCUUCAUUACCAUUAGUGGCAACUGUAUUUUAAUAAGGAUGUCUUUUUUCUUUUUGCCUCCUGGAAUUUGGAAUAUAUUGAUUAUCUCAGACUUGAUAUUUAUGCUGAAGAAUGAAUUAAGAUCUUCAGCUUUUUUUUUAAGUGUUGAUAUAGGAUGGGUUAUGGUUUUUUAGGGUUAUAAUUUAGAAUUUUUUUUUUCCUUAGAGCCUUAACUUGUCCAGAAAGUGAAUUCAUCCUCCACCAAAAAAAACGCCCAAAACCACUUCUAUACUUUGUGGGCCUCCUGCACUCUCCCACUCCCUACAUGAAUAAGUUCUAAUUGACAUUUUUUAAUGUAUCGAUUUCUUUUUUCUUGCAGCAGCAAGUGCUAACUCUAGAGGCUAGUGGGCCCUGAAGUAUCAUCAGUCAGGUGGCUGCCUAGCCAAAGCUGUACUGGGAUUAUACUGUAAAUUUGUUGAUCUUGAUAGAGACUUCUAUCCCUGUAGGGACCUCUCAUGGCUCUGGCUUCUGGAGUAAGGUACUAGAGACCAUUCAUCCCAGGGCCUGCUUGGUUGGCUAGGCUGUUGAAUUGCCCUUUGAUUUGGAAGCACAGUGUUGUAUUUCUCUAGGGCCCAAAUGGCUACUUUGCAUACCUGGUAUGAGCAUAAGGCAGGUGUUUAUUUUACCAAGCUAUUUUCUUUCUAACUAAAAACAAAAGUCUCCAAAGAUCUGCCUUCGCUUCAGAAGUGUUCCAUGGAUUAAAAAAUGAAGCCUAAACCUUAAAUAAAGUUAGUUUGCUAUUAAAUCCAAGGAUUAAGUCCCAGUCUACCUCUUAGCACAAUGCAGCUGUGUUGUUGCCUUUAACUGAGGCCAGAACUCUUUGCCAAUAACUGGUAUUAGACAAUUUUGUUAAAAAGGAAGAGACUUCAUCAAGAUCUUUCUUUACUAUCUUAUCUAUAUGUUCGUCUCGAAAGCAUCUAUUCCAAUGUGGCAUAGAGUCAGAUUGCUCAAUUACAUCUCCCUUAGAACUCUCUAGCUCUGACUUGCAGAUUCAAGCUCUCCUCUAUUUGCUAAGUACAGAAAGAAAGUUUUCUUUUAAAAUGUUCUCCUGUGAAAACAAUUGCUUCUUUGUUAUUCAGUCAAAAUGAUGACACCAUAACGAACAGUGGCUUAAUUUCGAUGAAUAUUUUUGAGAUGAUUGUCUGGAAAGCCAGAUGAUGUAAAUCAGCUUGUGACCUUGCUAAGCAUAUGAACUGGAAAUUCAGAUACAUUCAGAAUUAAGGCUUCACUUAGAAGUUUUCUACCUUCCGGGCAGGAGACUAAUAGCACUAAUUCAUCAUUAGGUAUCAUGGCUUUAUCUUAGAUAAUUAGCAGAUGUGUUUAAUUCUUGUUUGAGAAUGAAGAUUAAAAUACAAAAUAUUUGUGGAGGGUUAAAACAAAAGCUGCUUUAAUUCCAAUAAAGAAUGGGAAGCCCCAAAUCUAGGAACUGAGGAUUCAAUUAGCUUUGCUCACUGAGUUCAUUUUUCUGUCAGUACAACAGUGGAUCAGACAGUAGGACUUUGAACUCACAGAUACAAAGGAUUGUUUUUCACCUAAGCUUCUUUGGAAGAACUGAUGCUUGCUGCGACCUAAAGUUUUGGACAUAACAAUUUAGUGAACUAAUCAAUACCUGCAAAAUAAAACAUACUGUGGUAUUCCUGUUUAAUCUGAUAUGUGUGAUUUUUAGACCAGUGGAUUCAAAGAUAAUAAAGAUUAUACAGUCCGUAUCACUAUGGAUAACUUCAUUUUUAUUCCAUGUGCUCAGCCUUAAGAGCUUGGAUUGAUUUGUAUAAUUUAAGUUCCUCAAAUUCUAGUCUCUUGAGUUGUCAGUAGGAAUCCUGUGAUUUCAUAGCUCUGCAAAUUAACCAUGUGCCACUGGGAAGAAGGCAUUAGGAAUCUUUAGUACAGACAAUUCAAAUGUGGGGGCCUAUGUGGUUGUGAAAAUUCCAAGAAAACACUGAAAAGAAAAUAUGGAAAUCUAACAAAUGUAAGAGCUUCUGAAUAAAUGGACUUUCAGCACGUGUCUGCUUUUCCU